Telopea speciosissima is the source of this 1845-nucleotide messenger RNA. RefSeq names its product disease resistance protein L6-like. The coding region runs from base 1 to 1845 and encodes 614 amino acids. Lineage: Eukaryota; Viridiplantae; Streptophyta; Magnoliopsida; Proteales; Proteaceae. The transcript is spliced from 4 exons. The record is from RefSeq and is a predicted model, not a curated record. Gene Ontology annotation, biological process: defense response; signal transduction. Gene Ontology annotation, molecular function: ADP binding.
AUGUGGUAUGAGUCAAAGUCUUUGGAAUCAAAAUCCUCUACUUCCAUCUGCCCUUACUUCCGUGUGCGCCUCUCACACAAGCAAGGCAGAAGUCACCGCCUUAUCCCCACUCGGACAAGGCACUCGAGCAGGGGUAAGACGGCAUCAUCCUCCUCCUCUGCUUCUUCAUCUGGAUCUUCCAAAUUUGAUGUGUUUCUUAACUUCAGGGGUGAAGAUACUCGCAAAAAUUUCACCGGAUUCCUUCACAAAGCCCUGAAAGAUAGUGGAAUCAAUGUCUUUAUAGAUAGAGAAAAAUUGUGGGUCGGAGAAGCCAUAGGCCCAGCACUCCUUGGGGCGAUACAGGGAUCCAAAAUCUCAAUCCCUGUCUUCUCCAAAGGUUACGCCUCUAGCAAAUGGUGCCUCAUGGAGCUCUCUCAGAUGCUUCAUAGCCAUACAUCCAAUGGUCAAAUGGUCCUCCCCAUAUUCUUUGACGUUGAGCCAUCCCAUGUAAGAAAUCAGACCGGAAGUUUUGAAGGACCAUUUCGAGAACAUGACAAGAAUUUUGACCCACAUAUCGUAAACAGUUGGAAGGAAGCUUUGAGAAUGGUAGGGGAGCUAAAGGGAUGGGUUCUCAAGGAAGAUGCAAAUGAGGACCAAGCAGAGCUAGUUGAAUUAGUUGUCAAAAGGGUUCUAGGUGAACUGAUCAAUAACACCCACUUGGCUGAAUGUAAAUACCUUAUUGGAAUAGAUUCCCAUGUAAAUAAUCUGUUAUCUUUAUUAAAUAUUGGUUUCAAUGAUGUUCAGUUCGUGGGAAUUUGUGGUCUCGGUGGCAUUGGGAAGACAACUAUUGCCAAGGCUCUCUACAAUCGUAUCUUUUCAUGUUUCAAUAAGCAUAGUUUUCUUUCAGAUGUUAGAGAACAGGCAACACAAUCCAUGGGUCUAGCAACUUUGCAAAAGCGUCUUCUUAAAGAUAUCUUCAAAGCAGACAUUGACAUAGCUGAUUGUCAUAGAGGAAAAAGAUUGAUAGAACAAAAACUUUGUACAGAAAAUGUUCUUCUUGUUCUUGAUGAUGUUGACAAUCAAGAACAGGUUGGUGCUUUGGCUAGUGAAUUGAAUUGGUUUGGUCAAGGAAGCAGGGUCAUAAUAACAACCAGAAAUGAACAUAUUCUGAGUGUGGCUAAAGUUGAUAAAAUAUAUUGGCCUCAAGUUCUGGAUCAUAGUCAAUCUCUUCAACUAUUUAGUUUGCAUGCCUUUUCAAGGGACCAACCUCCUAAAGAUUACAAGCUAAUUUCAGAUGAUGUGACAUGUUAUUCGGGAGGGUUGCCUUUAACUUUAAAGGUGUUGGGGUCUUACCUAUCGGGCAUAAGCAGCAAAGAAGUGUGGGAAAGUACAUUUCAAAAAUUAAAAGAAAUUCCACAUGGAGAAAUCCAGAGAAGGUUGAAGAUAAGUUAUGAUAAUCUAGAAGAUGGUCAUCAAAAAGCUAUCUUUCUUGAUGCUGCAUGUUUCUUCAUUGGAUGGGAAAAAGAAACUGUAUAUUCCAUAUGGGAUUCAUGUGGCUAUCAUCCUAAAUCAGCAAUAUACGGACUAACUAAAAGGUCCCUUGUACAAUUUGAAGAUAACUUGUUGAGGAUGCAUGACCAAAUUCGAGACAUGGGAAGGAACAUUGUCUUCGAAGAAAGCCUUAUGGAGCCGGGUAAACGUAGUAGAUUAUGGUCUCAUGGUGAAAUCUUGGAAGUAUUAAAAGAAUACAAGGGAACUGAUAUGAUAAAAGGCAUGAUGCUUCCCUGCUAUUUCUUUUCACAUAUUAAUUUAUAUAGUGAACACUUUGAGAUGAUGCACAAUCUAAGAUAUCUCAGACAUUGGUAA